Molecule: messenger RNA, 2232 nt
Organism: Notolabrus celidotus (New Zealand spotty)
Lineage: Eukaryota; Metazoa; Chordata; Actinopteri; Labriformes; Labridae
Exons: 13
Coding region: 105-1436 (443 amino acids)
Molecular function (GO): oxidoreductase activity, acting on metal ions
Source: RefSeq, a predicted model, not a curated record
UAUGGGUGGACUCAGAGGAAGGGGAAGCUGUGUGUAUUUUGUUUUCAUUUAGCUCUACCUGUGGGCAGGCUCAGUCCAAAGUUGUAGUAUAUGUAGUGUUGGACAUGUUGUUUACCUGUAUUUUGGAGAUGUGGUUGUGGAUCAUAACUGGCUUCAACAUCCUUAUAAAUGUGCAUGGUUUUGCAAGUGGUGGCUUCCCACAGUCAUGUGGAUCAAUGUUACCGGAACAUGGAAAUCCAGCUCAUGACACUGAACCCCCCUUUCUGAUCUCUUACGAAGAAGGCAAUGAUGAAGAGCUUUUUACAGUUUCUCUGAGAAGCAAGAACUCCAUUAGAUUUAAAGGAUUCAUGUUGCAGGCUCGAGAUGAAGAAGACAAUCUUGUCGGAACAUUUAAAGCCCUUAAUGCAUACCCAACCACUCUUCUGGACUGUGAUGGUACAAAAGCCUCAGCUGUCAGUCAAGGAGACAUUCAGGACAAGAGGUUGUUUGAGGUUCAAUGGAUAUGGCCAGUGGAGUCGCGAAAAAACAAAACAAAUUUCAGGGCCACAUUUUUGAGUGAUUUCAGAACAUUCUGGGUAAAUGUCUUAAGCCCCGUAAACCCCACAACAACUACAACUAAUGAGCCAGGCACCACAAAGCCAAAUACUACCCCAGGUACCACAAAACCAGAUACUACCCCAGGUACCACAAAGCCAGAUACUACCCCAGGUACCACAAAGCCAAAUACUACCCCAGGUACCACAAAGUCAAGCAUUCUGUCACCAUCUACUUUUAAGCAACCCAUAGUACUCAUGGUGAUCGACAGUCUUCUGGUGCCUGUGAAGUUGGAAAUGUCUAACAUGAUCACUAACAGCCCCCUUUCUCGUCGCCUUGACAGGAUGUCAAAGAUAUUGUUCCUUGUGACUUGUGGAGCAUUGGAAAUAGCAGCGUUAUGCUUGACAAUUGUGUUUUAUCAAUUACAAGCCACUCUCAUUGCUCUGGCGUGUGUGGUGAUCACCUUGACUAUCGUGGAGAUAGUGAACAUCUGUCUUCCACUUGGACCCAGUCAUGAGCUUUCAAGAAAGGAGAUCUGUGACCUCUGUGCCAAAGUGUGUUCUGUCAUCCAUGAGGCUUUUACACUUGCUUUCAUCUAUGUCGGUUGUUUGGAGAUAAUUGACAGCACAAAGAACAGGACAGAGCCAUGGCCUCUGUGGACAUUGAUUGCUUACACAAUGUGGAUUGUCCUGGUUGUAGUUUGGGUUUUUGUAACCACUACUGAGAGGAAUGCCAUUCCAAGGAGGAAAAAAAGAGAGACUUCAUCAAUGAACUCUGGGCACCGAGGUCAGAGGAAAGAGGUGAUGCUCCAUGCAGCUAAAGUGGCUGUUAGAGCUGGCUCAGGAAUCGUCAUCAUUGGGACUAUUGCUUUUGCUGUAGCUCUCAUUGUUGGGAUAUUGUAAAUUCCAGAAAAGUAGCAUGCACAUAAAGGUGUGCCUGUACUUUACCAGCAUUUGAAUCACAGUUGCUUUUCAACAGAGUUGCUCUGAUAACAAUGCCAGUAUUGGUACCGGCCAACAAUACUGUGUAACAUAUAAUUUCUCAUAUCAGCAAACAGCCUGUCAACGCACUUAUUUGAUGAUUCAUAGCUUGAUCCGAAAAGGUUUUAAGAGUCAUAGGUGGGUAGAGGUUAAAGGCUUAUAUUUACUAGCUGUUCCCCAGUUUGGUCAGAACUGAAGAAGCCUUUUGGAGGAGAGAUUAAACAUCUUCAAGAAUUUCUACUAAGUCUGCUUUGUAUCACCAUGACCUGGAUGUCUGAGAACCUUCACACACUUAUUUGAUUCCAUAUUUUUUUCAGCUCCUCCAAAAAAGUCAACUUGUUUCAACAACACAAUGCACACUAAGCGAAUGGGUAUUUUUAUAUAAGUCAAAGGAAACAAAAUGUGAGAUGGCAGUGUUUUUCCACCAAUGAUAGGUACCUUUUUUUUUUAUUAACAGUGGUAUCAGAAAGGGUACUUGGAAUAGGGGUGUGGAAAAAAAGGGGUAUCUGAUCAGCUCCACUUUUCAAACAAACAUAUUCUAUGUAUAUUUUGGAACAAAUGUGUCAUUAUGAAUUUCUAACUUUUUUUUUAAUACAUUAUUAAAUUAUAUUAAAAUGUUAGUUGCUCAUGUAAAGCAUUUUUUUCCUGCUUGUUUCCUCAUGAAUUGCACUUUAUAAGUUGAUCUUAAGAUAACAUAAAACCAAAUGUGAAAAUGCUG